AUGUGGUCCAACACUUUUGUCAUGAGAGGGAAUACUUGCAGCGGGCGUAAUACAAAACAAAACUCACAUGAACACAUCUUAUCUUUUCUAGAUGCUACUGAUACUGAAAAAGAAAAAGCCAAAGCUGUAAAGAAAGAAGCAACAGCAAAAAAAGACAAACCCAAAAGCCCUGCAGUGGCUAAGAAAGAGCCAGCUGUGAAGGAGAAAACCAAAGCUGCAGCAGCCGCUAAGAAAGAGCCUGCAGCUACCCGACAGAAGAGGAAACCAGCCUCUGAAAAGACAGAAGCUGCACCUGUCAGGAGCAAAGCCAAAGCGUCUGCAGCGAAGAAAGAUGCAGAACCACGUCCGCAGCCGAUCCGACUGAGACCGAGGCUAGAAUCUGUGAGGAGGGCGAAUGUGACCUCUGAGGCGAAGGAGGAGAAACCUGCAAAAUCUGAAGCAGCCAAAAUAAGAUUGAGAUCAUUGGCGGACAAGAUAAGCAAAGCCGAGAAGGCUGACAAGAAAUCUGUCAAAGAGGCUCAAGAUAAAGAGAAACAACCAGCACAAACAAAAGAGCCUCAGUCAGAGGACAAUACUACAGAGAAGAAGAAACCAGGCCAGCGAUACUUCCAGUGCAUUUACGUCCCGGGUAAAAACGCACAGUACCCAUUAAGACCUUUCACCCCGGCCAUGACCCCCGCCAUGAUGUCCUCCCCCAUGAUGUCCCCGGCGAUCCGAGCCAUGAUGGAGCAGCAGAGAGCAGCGAGGGCGGCGGGACAAUAAAAACAACCUGACGUCAUUUCACCUCAUUUAAAAAAAAAAAAAGCACUGUACUGUAUCCUCCAGUCCAGCAGGGGGCGACGUUGAAAUCUGUGGAAUCCUUCGACUGUAAGGAACAACACAGAUAAGAGUGGACACAACUAUUUUGUCUUUAAUUUAUUGAUGUAUUUUUUCUCCUGAUGUGGUCGAGCUCCUGGGUUUGUUGAUAUUUUUUCCUCUCAGCCGAAGCUUCGCCGUUUUUUUUUUUGCUUUUGCCGAUUUUGUCGUCUGCCACGCAAUGUAGUCUCAGCUGUCAUGUGAUAUCACCAACAUCCAAACAAGGAAGUAUUAUGUGGAUAUUCUUUACUCAGUAUGAUGUACAUAAUAUUUUAAAUUCAGGCUGGAAUAAAGAAACACAAGCUGGCAUGUUUUUCAGUCACUCUUGUAGACAAGUUUAUCAUCAGCAUAGAAUCAUUCACAUUUAUAUAGAAGUCACAAAAAAGCUGUGAGAAAUACAAAAGAAGACCAGUUAAGCUCCAAAUACUGAAAACUUGGACAGUCAUAUUGAAAUAAAAAGGUUUCAAAUUAAUAUUUUGGGGUAUUUUGCAUAUUUUAGAUAUUUUUGGAAAAGCAAAAAGUUGCUUUUAUACCCCAAAUAACCUGAAAAUAAGAAGUUGAAUAUACAACUCUGUUAUUUCUGUCGUGUUUUGCUGCUUAGCUAAUUAGCAUGCUAACGUUGGAGGCUGAAGUCCCAGGAGCUCCCACAGGUGAUCCAAACAGCCUCCCUGUCUUCAUCUGUCAGACUCAUCGACAUGAUAAAUGCUGUAACCUUGAAUAAAGACAUUUUCCUCUUA
Messenger RNA from Notolabrus celidotus (New Zealand spotty), 1592 nucleotides. Its product is annotated as triadin-like. The record is from RefSeq and is a predicted model, not a curated record. Lineage: Eukaryota; Metazoa; Chordata; Actinopteri; Labriformes; Labridae. Bases 1 to 762 code for a protein of 253 amino acids. The transcript is spliced from 12 exons.